Penicillium brevicompactum is the source of this 762-nucleotide messenger RNA. Its product is annotated as N-terminal protein methyltransferase. Bases 1 to 762 code for a protein of 253 amino acids. The record is from RefSeq and is a predicted model, not a curated record. Lineage: Eukaryota; Fungi; Ascomycota; Eurotiomycetes; Eurotiales; Aspergillaceae. Gene Ontology annotation, cellular component: cytoplasm. The transcript has a single exon. Gene Ontology annotation, biological process: N-terminal protein amino acid methylation. Gene Ontology annotation, molecular function: N-terminal protein N-methyltransferase activity.
AUGUCCCAUUUAUCUCAACCUCGGUCCGAUGACGAGCCUAAUACAAAAAAUGAGGCGGAUGCAAGUCACCCCGACUCCAAAAUUGACCAUGCGGCAUCCAUAAACUAUUGGAACAGCGUGCCCGCUACCCCAGGCGCAAUGUUAGCCAUGCUUGGUGACUUCUCAUGGUACACACGAAUUGACCUGCGGGGAUCAAAAAGCUUCUUGACCAAAGUUCGUCGAUUGAUCCCAGCCCUUCCUCGGGAUCAGAAGCUUGCUCUGGGCGCCGAUUGUGGUGCUGGUGUUGGCCGAAUCACAGAAGGAUUUCUGAGUGAAGUCUGUGAAGUGGUGGACAUCGUGGAGCCCGUUGAAAAAUUUACCGCGGCUCUGAAGGAAAGCGAGCUUGGCGGGCGGGGCGUUAUUGGCGACAUUUAUAACGUUGGCCUUGAAGGGUGGAACCCAGAGAAAAAGUACGAUCUGAUCUGGACCCAAUGGUGCGUGGGUCAUCUCACAGACUCGCAACUCGUUGAUUUUGUCGCUCGCUGUCGUGGCUCCCUGAAGGACUCUGGCCUCAUGGUUGUGAAAGAAAACCAAUCCACCGAUCCUUCGGGUAAAGACAUGUACGAUGAUGUGGACAGUAGCGUCACAAGAACGGAUUCAAAGUUCAAAGGAAUCUUCCAGGCUGCUGGUAUGGACAUCGUCAAGUCUGAGAUGCAAACAGGGUUCCCGAAGCAGUACAAGCUCCUUCCCGUCAAGAUGUACGCGUUGAGACCUAAGAAUUGA